Molecule: messenger RNA, 4126 nt
Organism: Pygocentrus nattereri (red-bellied piranha)
Lineage: Eukaryota; Metazoa; Chordata; Actinopteri; Characiformes; Serrasalmidae
Gene: arrdc3a
Product: arrestin domain containing 3a
Exons: 8
Coding region: 208-1452 (414 amino acids)
Biological process (GO): protein transport
Cellular component (GO): cytoplasm
Source: RefSeq, a predicted model, not a curated record
GCCGAGCAAACUCCACCGUCUUUCACAGCAGACCACCAAAGGCCGCGAGGAGCCGCGAUAACAGCAUCAUCUGCUGUUAUUCCGCUCUGCCACAUCAAUGACACUGAACAGUGUUGGAACUCACCCUUUUUCAUAAGAGAUUAUUUUCAUAGACGCUUUUGUUUUCUUUUCUACUGACUUUUUGUACAUUUUAAUUUUCUGGUCACCAUGGUGCUAGGAAAGGUGAAGAGCUUCGUUGUAAGCUACGACUGUCUCAAUGACAGUAAUGUCCCCGUCUUCUCCAGCGGGGACUGUGUCUCAGGAAGGGUCGUCAUCGAAGUGACCGGAGAGAUCCGAGUCAAGUCCCUGAAAAUACACGCAAAAGGAUUUGCGAAAGUUCGUUGGACCGAAUCGCGAAAUGCUGGAUCCAACACUGCCUACACUCAGAAUUACACAGAGGAAGUGGAGUAUCUCAAUCACAGAGACAUCCUCAUUGGCCAUGAAAGAGAUGAUGAUAACUCCGAGGAAGGUCUCACCACCAUUCAUUCAGGAAGACACGAGUAUGCAUUUAGCUUUGAGCUUCCACAGACACCUUUGGCUACCUCCUUUGAAGGGAAACAUGGCAGUGUGCGCUACUGGGUGAAGGCAGAGCUGCACAGGCCCUGGCUUUUGCCCAUGAAGUCCAAGAAAGAGUUCACUGUCUUCGAACACAUCGACAUCAACACUCCCCUCCUGCUGUCUCCCCAGGCAGGCACAAAAGACAAGACAUUAUGCUGCUGGUUCUGCACCUCAGGUCCAAUCUCCCUAAGUGCCAAAAUCGAAAGGAAGGGUUACACCCCAGGAGAAUCCAUUCAGAUCUUUGCCGAGAUCGAGAACUGCUCCUCUCGUAUGGUCGUGCCAAAGGCUGCCAUCUACCAAACGCAGACCUUUUUUGCCAAAGGGAAGAUGAAGGAGAUCAAGCAGCUGGUGGCCAACCUCCGAGGGGAGUCGCUGUCUUCUGGAAAGACGGAGACAUGGAACGGGAAAAUGUUGAAGAUCCCUCCUGUGUCGCCGUCCAUCCUGGACUGCAGCAUCAUUCGAGUGGAGUACUCACUCAUGGUCUACGUUGACAUUCCAGGCGCUAUGAAUCUAUCACUCAACCUGCCUCUGGUGAUUGGCACCAUCCCUCUCCAUCCCUUUGGCAGCCGGACAUCCUCUGUCAGCAGCCAGUGCAGCAUGACCAUGAGCUGGCUGGGUAUGAGUCUCCCAGAGAGGCCUGAAGCUCCCCCAGCUUAUGCAGAGGUGGUCACAGAAGAACAGAGACAAAGCUGCCUGGAGGUGUCCUCGGGCCGUGAGGACUUUGAUGGCCCACUGUUUGCCUACAUCCAAGAGUUCCGCUUCCAGCCUCCUCCUCCAUACUCUGAGAUUGAUCCAAAUCCAGACCAAGCCAGACGGACGGAGGAGCGGAGGCCAGACACGUGUCCGUCACGUUGAGCGGCUCAUGGCACCAGCCCAGAGCAGUCGGGCCCUCCAAACUCUCAUCUUUUUGUUUUUUUCCCGGCGACAACAAGCGCACAAGCGCCACUGUCGACGUUGGGAGAAAACAAACACAUGCAGGAGAAAAGACAGAAAGGUGCAGGAAGUCGCUGCAGCAUCACUUCCUGCCUGCCCCGGGGACAUGUGGUCACGAUGCUCAUCUGUGUCAAACCCUGUGGACAGACGUACCUGGUCGGACUGAGCCACCAGGAUUUCAUCAGCCUAGUUUUUGUGGUCCUCACGCUUCUUUGUGUAACUGUGGCACAAAACAUGGUUCUGUAGCGUGGGGCUAUCUAGAGACUCGAGAAGAAAAACACAAAGAGGAAACACUAUACAGUACAGUACAAUGGAGAAAAGACUACCUUCCUCCUGCCUCAGUUGUGGAUUUUUUUUUUGCACAUCUUCUGUUUUUUCGUUGUUGUUGUUGUUAUUGUUGUUGUUUGCUUGAGUUAUGUAGCUCAGUUUUCACUAAUAGUUUUGUUCUCUGUGUCUUGCUAUAAAAUGACUAAGUGAUUGCAGGCUUAUAACUUAGUCUUGCUUUAUCCGCACAACUAUGAACAAUGCAGAGAAUAGAUCCAGAGGUAAAUAGCAGACUAAAAAAAAAGCCACGCUCUGAUCUAGUUUCAGCCGUUCUUAGGUGGUUCUCUUUUUUCUUAAUUGUGUUUCCUCUUAAGGCCAUGCAAAUGACAAACUGCCUGGCAGCAUACACCAUAUGAAGGCCCUUCAUUGCCUUCAUAUCGUUGCCUGUAUGACUAUGGCUUUUCUAUUUUUUUUUCCCUCCUGUUCACACGGACGCCAUAUGUAAGGUCUAAAAUAGAAUGGCUUCGAUCUUCGUUUGCCUGGUGUUUAUGUUGUAGCGCAUGUUUCGUGGUGGAGAAGCAGAAGACGAGCGCUUGCCACUUGCAUGUGUAGGCAGGGUGGAGAGAUAAAACAGGGUGGGACCCAGCAGGCUACCCACGAACGGCCUGAACAGUUUGUUGCCUUUCUAUUUGUAGUGUAACGCAGUGCAGGCUUCUAUAGAGUACUGCCUAAAAAAAGCACUCAGUCUCAGGAGAACUUCUCACUUGCCAAAUGGUUGGAAACAAAAUCUAUAUAUAUAAAUAUAUGAAAGACUAUAUUUCAUUUGCACUGUUUGAAAGCGUGAAAGGACAUAGGUGGGAGACAUAAGUAGAUUAGUUAAACAGAAAGAGAGGAGACAUGCAUGGAGAUGCAAGGCAGCUUUCUAAGACCAGAGACAUUCCCUUUUUGUCCUGUUGUUCGUGCAGACUUCAUUCGCCACAACAUUCCCCCAGGCCAGUGAUGGGAGAUAUGAUUCAGAGCAGCUGAAAGAAAUGGUGGAGCACCCUAAAAGGAGGCAGGAGGGCUUAAGAGUCAUGCCGUAGAGAAAGAAGACACAGCCAAACUGUGGCUCACUUUGUACCCAGGUGGCCACCGAAAGGCGUCACAAGUUGAAAUGAGUCAUACAUUGGUUUUUAAAACUCAUUCAACACCUAAGCUAGUUUAAGAUCGAUUGAGCCUUAAUCGUAAAGCGCCUUUAACACAAAAAAUCUGAUCAUAUCUUGUUGAGGCCUGGAGAAAGUUUGGCCAUUCAAUCAUUUCCCAUUGAAAAUGUUUUGAUACAUCACUUAAACUCGCAACCUUAGCAAGGAUGGUAUGAAUGGUCACUGUCAAGUAGCCGACGAGUGCGUGUAUGUGUCGUUUGUGUUUUGAGUGAGGAUGUAGACUUCAGCAGGUUUUUUGACUACUCCUUCAAACAUAAACGGACUAAUUAAAGUGGUCUUAUCAUAGUGGCCUUGACGAACUGACCAGAUUAUGGCUCAUCACUCGUGUUCAUUACGACUUCUAACCUUCUGAUUGUUUGUGUGUUGUCUGAAUUUUUUUUUUCUUUUUUUAAAAGGACAAAAAGGGAAAACCAAGUAGUCCUUUAAAGCGCGCACUGAUCCCCAGACACGCCACUCUUAAUUUGCUAUGGCUUAAAUCCCACUUUGCAAUGACUAGUUUUGAUUGUUUUUCAUGGGCAUUUAGGGUUUGUUUUCUGGUCAAACGACCUGGUGCAGUUGUGUUUCUCUCACCUCUUUUAUUUUGGGAACAAUGUGGUUUAGCACACCUUCAGAGAACUGGGUUGUCAAUGAACUGAAUAGUUCUAACUAUUCUGAGACAAAGCAGCCCACUUCUCCUUUUUGUCUGUUUUGUGUGUUUGUCGUUAAUUUCUGUUUUAGAUAAUUCACACCUGGCAAAAUCACAACUGGCAAGUGAUUUGGGCCUUAGGUAAAACGAUAAGCUUAAAGAAAAAUAAGUGCUUGGUUGGUCAGUUCCAGUGUCCAGUGCUUGGCCUUCCAAUGUAGUCCAGUGUUAAAGCUAAACUCUUAACUCUCUGUGAGGAAUAAAAUGAGUAGAAUGUUGGGUGGGGAUGUGUUUUUUUUUUUUUCUUUAGAAACUAAGUGCAAUAUUACCAGUUUGAGUUAAUUUACUCACAUUGUUAUAUCUUCCGUUUGUCUCUUCUGUGUUUUAUUUCAGUGAUCAUUAUCAACACUACAUAUUGUUAAUCUGCAAUUUCAUUUUUUGGAAUGGUUUGGAACUUUGUCUUAGUUCUUCCUCUGAGCUAAAUAAACUUUUUUUCAAGCAUUAAAAA